AUGAGCGACCCCUCCUACUCCGCUGCCGGCGCGCGCAUCAGUGCAGCAGCGCGGCUGCGGGCGGCGCUGCGGCCGCCCCUGGAGCUGGCCGUGCAGGAGGUGGAGAUGGCCCUGACCCACAGGGACUACGGCCGCUGGCGGCCCUACAGCGUGGACGGCGGACGGGGGCACGGGCGCGGCGCCGACCUCGACAGCGGUGCUCCGCUGUCCUCACACCCAGAGCUCUGA
Monoraphidium neglectum is the source of this 228-nucleotide messenger RNA. RefSeq lists its product as hypothetical. The record is from RefSeq and is a predicted model, not a curated record. Bases 1 to 228 code for a protein of 75 amino acids. The transcript has a single exon. Lineage: Eukaryota; Viridiplantae; Chlorophyta; Chlorophyceae; Sphaeropleales; Selenastraceae.